GUCUAUGCUAUUGAUCUGGAUGCUGGUGAAAAUGGCACGGUUCGCUACCACAUCAACUCGGGCAAUACUGCUAACUACUUCAAGUUGGAUCAGUUUACUGGAGCGUUGCAGUUAACGCGUGAGCUUUCAUUGCAAGCUCUCGGAGACUACUCCUUGGAAGUGGAAGCCCGGGACUGUGGGCAACCAAGCAGGUCAUCGUUCAGCCAGCUGAUAGUUGGGAUAGAAGACAUUGCUCCAAAAGGCCUUGUGGGCCACAAUUUGUACAGUCUAUCUGGUCUGGUGGAUGCUGGAUCCACUGGCCACCGAUUCAAUAUGUACAUCCUCAUUGCGAUUGUCGCCGCAUCCACCGUCGUCUCUAUUCUACUACUGUCCUCGAUUUGUUUUGUUCUACGAAGAUCCAGGCGCUCUACUGCUUGUAGGAACCCACAUUCAACUACCAAUGCUAGUAUAAAUGGAGUAGAAAAAGCUCAGCUUCAUUUGAAUUCCACAGGAGCAAAAUACACUACAGAAUUUCCAAUGUCAUCCAGCUACACAGCCACAGCGAGUGUCGAUGAACAGCCGCAGUUUUACGCAGGACUAGCAUACCGGACGUACUCACCAGCCUUGGAUGGCAGAUCCGGGGCCGGUUUCUAUGAUUGUGGGGGACCUUUCACAAACGAACGAAACAUGUUGCAAUCAGACCUGGUUCAUCCCACCCUCCUUCAAACUCAUCUCUACCCAGUGACAAACGUACUAGAUUACUCUCAUUCUGACGUAACCAAUUUCGAACUGUACGUUCAAGCCAAUCAACAGACAUCUGAUUGCUCCGGUGACUUUCAGUAUGUAAAACCAAUACAGGUUGUGCGCACUUUACAACCUGCACAUACGUCGCAAAUUGACAGUGCGAUUCGAAAUUUCUCACUUUCACUUCCCCGUGGAACGAACGCCUGUGAAGAUAUCUCUGCCAACGGCACCGAAAUGGUUAGUUUUUGCGGCAGCAAAUAUUCCGGACGAAGGCCUAUUCCCACUGGGGAAUAUUUCAGCCCUGUGGCUGGUCCAUGGCCCGCUCUACUCAGCGUUGAAUCCAACAGCAUUCCAUCCGCAGAUUGCGACUCUGGUCAUGGUGACAGCUUGGAUAUUGUAUCCAGCUCCGGACUAACCUAUCUGCCCUGCCUAUUGACCUCCUCAGCUAAUAUUCAGGCUGGAACAAAAUUAUGCUGACUGGACCCCUCGUAUACGGUGAAAAUCUUCUCCUAUUCCUCGCUCGUGAAGCAAGCAUAACAAGCUCAAACGCCACAUUUUGUCUGUUUAUUAGCGAAAUUCCUCAAUCAUUGUAAAUUUCCCCUUUUCCUUCGCUCUUUUUUUAAAAGGA
Messenger RNA from Opisthorchis viverrini, 1351 nucleotides. RefSeq lists its product as hypothetical. Gene Ontology annotation, biological process: homophilic cell-cell adhesion. Gene Ontology annotation, cellular component: membrane. Gene Ontology annotation, molecular function: calcium ion binding. The record is from RefSeq and is a predicted model, not a curated record. The annotation marks the transcript as partial. NCBI's taxonomy places the organism in Eukaryota, Metazoa, Platyhelminthes, Trematoda, Opisthorchiida, Opisthorchiidae. The transcript is spliced from 3 exons.